CACUAUUUGUGCAAGGUCAUUGUAGUCCGCGCGGUGAACAGUCUGCCUGGGGGUAUAAAGUGUGGCUUCAUUCCAGCAGGAGACAGUGCCGACCCGCUCUCACCGACGCAGCACCUCCAGCCAUGAUCAGACCCGUCUCUUUAGUGUGCCUUCUGGCCUCCGCCGCCCUCGCCCUUCCGGGAGGAUACGGAGGUGGACAUGGUGGAAUUAACCUCGGCGGUGGCGGCGGACACGCUGCUGUCUUCUUCGGUGCCGGCGGCCACGGCGGCGGCCACGGUGGCGGCUUUGGUGGCGGCCACGGUGGCGGCUUUGGUGGCGGCCACGGUGGCGGCUAUGGUGGCGGAUAUGGCUAUGCUAGGCCCACCCCCUACGCUUACAACUACGGCGUCUCUGCUGGCUACACCAACUUCGGCCAGAGCGAGAAGGGCAACGGCUACGGAGGUGUGCACGGUGGCUACUGGGUCAACCUUCCCGACGGCCGCGUGCAGAGGGUGUCCUACGUAGCUGACUACAGCGGCUUCCACCCAGUGGUGACCUACUCCGGCAAGGCCCACUACCCUGCAAGCUACGGAUACGGCCAUGGCGGUGGCUACCAUUGAGAAAGCAAACCCACCGCAAGGAGAGAUGGGGUUUUCCAUGUAAAUGACAGGCACAUAAUAAAUACGAGGAAUAUUUAAUUGUAGAGUUUCCCUCGUCUUAUCAUAUGUUUCUGACGUGUGGCUUAGAGCGUACAUUCGAUUAUCUGCAGAACAUCUGUGUUACGUCAGUACAUACUGGUUUGAAUGUCAAUUACUGAAUUCCUUGCAGGCAGAGCUGCCGUUAGGAAAUAACAUCAUUGUUAUGACUCUCGGAUGCAUAUUAUACCUGAUGCGUCUUGUAUAUUUGGGUAAGCAAAUUCAGGAAGCGGUCGCUGUUACGAGACUGGCUAACACACGUAUAUACUAUGUAAUAUAUACUUAACCUUUA
This is a messenger RNA of Scylla paramamosain (green mud crab), 966 nucleotides long. RefSeq lists its product as uncharacterized. The transcript is spliced from 3 exons. The coding region runs from base 123 to 599 and encodes 158 amino acids. The record is from RefSeq and is a predicted model, not a curated record. Gene Ontology annotation, cellular component: extracellular matrix. Lineage: Eukaryota; Metazoa; Arthropoda; Malacostraca; Decapoda; Portunidae.